UGUGACUGCGUGUAUGCGUGCGCGCGCGCUGCCGUCGUUGUCUGGUGGUCGGCGUCCGGGUCGGUGUGUGCGCGCGCGAUGUCUGCGCGAGGGCUCCUCCAGAUACGAGAUGUGAAGAUGUUGUUCUGGGCUGAUUUCUGAUCAGUAUGGAGGAAGCUGCCAGUCAGCUGGAGAGGGAUCAUGUUCACAGCGUCUACGAGAAGAUCGCGCCCUUCUUUAACGACAGCCGCUACAAGGCCUGGCCCAGAGUCCGGCAGUUCCUGCUGGAGCAGGAGCCCGGCAGCAUUGUGGCGGAUGUGGGAUGUGGGAAUGGUAAAUACCUGCAUAUUAAUGAGAGGAUCUAUAAGCUGGGGUGUGAUGUGUGUCGGCCGCUGGUGGACUCGGCCGGGAGUCGGGGGCACGAGGUCCAGCUGUGCGACGGCCUGCGGCUGCCCUACAGAAACGCCUGCUUCGACGCCGUGCUCUCCAUCGCAGUUAUUCACCACAUGUCGACGAGGGAGCGUCGGAUCCGGGCGCUGAGGGAAAUGGCGCGGACGCUGCGAGUUGGAGGCCGAAUCAUGAUCUACGUUUGGGCGAUGGAGCAGAAAAGGCGCAAGUUUGAGAAGCAGGACAUCUUCGUCCCCUGGAACCCCAACCCUCCCCUGUCCCCGCGGGGACCCGCGAGACGCCGCCGGCGGGGCGACGGCACCCAGAGCGUCAGCGAAGCACCGCACGACUCCGGCGAGAAGCACAGGACCGUGAGAAGCACAUCGUCUGUGGUGGAGGAGGAGGAGGAUCCGGCUCAGCAGAGGAAGCAGAAGUUGUGGUUUUUCUCCAGAUCUCUGGACUCGGUGCUGGACUUCAGCAGCCUGAGCGUUUCCCGCUCCUCCUCCAGAGACCUGAGCGCUUUCUGCAGCCCGACUGGAGAAACUAGAGGUGAAUCAGAGACCGGUGACUGCACACCACUUUCCCGAGGCAGGGGACUCAUCAGGCAGGUGUCCAGUUUCUUUUGCUCCUCGUCCUCCAGAACCAGCCUGGAGGAGGACGUCUUCGUCUCCGACCCACAAGAUCAGCUGCACACCGCGGAGAACGACGAGACCAGGACCGGAAACGAGACCGUCUCCAUCGCUCUGCUCCAGGACGGAUCCACCGUGGCCUUGCCGGACCUGGUGUCUUGUCAGAGGGAGCAGGGGGACAGUGGAGAGCUGGGACAGGAUGGUCAGGAGAGGCAGGACAGUCCUGUAUCUGUUCAGCAGGAUCAGGAGGAGGAGUGGAGUAAAGAGAAGCUGAAGGAAUCGUGUCUGAGGUAUUAUCACGUCUUCAGGGAAGGAGAACUGACCCAGCUGAUCGAGGAUCACGUGGAGGAGCUUCAGGUUCUGCACACGUGCCUGGAUCACGCGAACUGGUGCGUGGUGGCUGAGAAGGUUCACGUGUGGAGGGUUUAAUUUAUUCAGAUAUUUAUUUUAUAACUGUUUGUUAAUGUGAGCUGGUUUUAUAAGUGUGUUUAGAUUUAUUUUAAUUCAGAUGAGAAAAGUUCAGGGUCUGUUCUGAAGCACAGUGAAGGUCUGUUCCUGGAUCAGUAUUACUGAACUCCUGCCGGGGAGGAAAGGCUGGAUAUAAAAUAAUACUGAGAGUCUCUUUGAAUUUUAUUUUAGUUUUAAACACUGUUUGUACUGUAGGUCUUUAAUUUAGUUUUACUGUUUUUACAGCAGUUUAAAGGAAUGUUUCAGCAAAUAAUCAAAUUUACACAAUUUCCUUUUUUCACACUUUUUUUCCUUAAGUUUGAGUAAUUUAGUUUUGUACUGGAAUUGAGUUUAAUAUACAGUAAUAUAAACAUAUACAUUAAAUAAUAAAACACACUUUCAGCCUAGACUCGACUGAUUUAUUAGAUCUGUCUGAUUAGUCUUCCCACAACAUACAGUGCAUCCCGAAAAUGAUCUUAAAAUGUACAAAAUGUUUGACCAUUACAGAGACCCAGAACUUGCCUGCUGAAAUGCAAAAAAAAGAGAGACAGACAGAGAGAGAGACAGAGUUUGGAGGAAAAUGAAGCGUGGAUGAAAGUAGCGGAUGGCUGAACUGAGGGUUCAUUAGCAGCGUAACUGUAGUUGUGUUUCUGAAUGAAUCUGGCUGAUUGAUUGAUUAUUUAUUGGCUAUAUUAGCCUCACUGUUUGUGUGUUUCUGAGUUGAAGGUAAAUGUAGUGUAUCUAUCCGGUUAUUUGUUGAACCAUUCCUUUAUGAAAUGUAUUAAUUUCUCUAUGGCACUGAGUUUUAUGGAGUUUUAUUGCAGUUAUAUGAAUAUUAUUAGUGUUCAGCGACGCCUGUCUGAAACUGAGAACAUUGCACAUUGUUGUACUGAACCAAACAACGCAAGCACAUAACUGGCAUUUAAAUAGUGAAUGCGUUCUCCUCAGGAGUGGAUUUCUGUGUGUUUGUGUGUGUUUGGUGUUGUGUGGUUUACGCUUAAGCUAUAAACUGCUGUGUUUCUGUCGGCUGUUAAACCCGAGGUGAUGCUGGUGGUCGUGAUGCUGCUUGUGGGAUCUCGGUAGUUUUGCACAUAAAUUCCCAUCUUCAAAACUUGAAUAACUGUGUCUGGCUGCUGGUGUUGAUGAUGUUUUACAUAUUAAAGCAGAUUUACUGUGUGUCUAUUUACUGUGCUCUGCCAAGGAUCUUUUCAUUUCCCUUUUUGUUCUGACUGUUCAAAUCCAAUAAAUAGUCUAUUUUAUUCUCA
This is a messenger RNA of Astyanax mexicanus (Mexican tetra), 2707 nucleotides long. RefSeq names its product tRNA methyltransferase 9B (gene trmt9b). Gene Ontology annotation, biological process: tRNA wobble uridine modification. NCBI's taxonomy places the organism in Eukaryota, Metazoa, Chordata, Actinopteri, Characiformes, Acestrorhamphidae. The transcript is spliced from 5 exons. Gene Ontology annotation, molecular function: tRNA binding; S-adenosylmethionine-dependent methyltransferase activity. Bases 147 to 1424 code for a protein of 425 amino acids. The record is from RefSeq and is a predicted model, not a curated record. Gene Ontology annotation, cellular component: nucleus; cytoplasm.